AUGCUGAGACACCUUGUUCUGCGAGUGGUUAAAGCGCCUAGCCAGCCGCGAAGAUGUCUCGUGACAGCGCGUCGGUUAUGUGCGCGCAAUCCGCCGUUGAUUAGAGAUGCAUUCGCUUCACCCAACGCCGUUAAUAACCCCGAGAAGAUCAUCACACCUGGAAACUACAGACUGACGAACUGCGGACCUCCUCCUUGUCUCCGCGACGAAUUGCUCUGCAAUGUAUCGGAACCGAUCAGAGACAGCUCGAAUAAGGUGACUGUUGUUGGAGCCGGAAUGUGCGGCAUAGCCGCGAUCAAUGCGAUACUUUGUCAGAAAAUUACCGGCCAUGUAGCGAUCGUCGAUGCUUUCCCAAAGAGGAUGGAGGGUGAAGCCCUCGACCUUCAGCAUGGUGCAACCUUCAUGGGCGAUCCUAGGAUCGAGUAUGACACUGAUUUUUGCGCGUCAAGCAACUCGAAGGUUGUCAUCUUGACGGCUGGAGCGCGUCAGUUGGAAGACGAGAGUCGGCUGGACCUCUUGCAGCGAAACGUUGAAAUUUUCAAAAAUAUAAUACCGCCGCUUGUCCAGUAUAGCCCGGAUGCAAUAUUCCUGGUAGUGACAAACCCAGUCGACAUCAUGACCUGGGUUACCUGGAAACUGAGCAACCUUCCGGUUCACAAAGUCAUAGGGACUGGGACCCAGAUUGACUCCUCGCGGUUUCAGUUCCUCAUCUCAGAACGCCUCGGUAUCAGUCCCAGCUCAAUUGCUGCCUGGAUCAUUGGUGAACACGGAGAUUCUCAGGUACCUCUGUGGUCUGGUGUUAACGUGGCUGGUGUUCAGCUGCGCGACAUUGUGCCUAAUAUUGGUUUGGCAACUGACUACGAGAAGUGGAAUGAGGUCCACCAGGAAGUGAUCCGAGCAGGAAUGACUUUGAGGUGCCUCAAGGGUUACACAAACACGGCAAUCGGUCUCUGCGUCGCUGGAAUCGUUGAUUCCAUCCUGCGAAAUGUGAAUGACGUUAAAUCGAUUUCGACGUUGGUUCAGGGCCAUCACAACAUCUGUGAUGAAAUAUUCUUAUCCCUUCCUGUCGCGCUAGGCGAGGGUGGAAUCACGAAAAUUAUUCGAAUGCGGAUGACUGAGUUUGAGAAAAAGCAACUCAUGCUUUCUGCCGAGACUAUAGCCAAAGCACAAAAGGAUGUAAAAGUCUGAAUGUUUUAGAACGUCUGAGUGUUCAAAUGACUAAGCUCAAGGCGUUCUUAUGUUGUUUGCCAUUUUUGUUUUCU
Molecule: messenger RNA, 1262 nt
Organism: Neodiprion fabricii
Lineage: Eukaryota; Metazoa; Arthropoda; Insecta; Hymenoptera; Diprionidae
Product: L-lactate dehydrogenase-like
Exons: 8
Coding region: 1-1188 (395 amino acids)
Biological process (GO): carboxylic acid metabolic process
Cellular component (GO): cytoplasm
Molecular function (GO): L-lactate dehydrogenase (NAD+) activity
Source: RefSeq, a predicted model, not a curated record